CUGCCACAAAGCUCCAAAGUCUUCUUCUUCAUCUCCAAUGGCAGUAAAAGUCAGAAUCCACCGCUCCAUCAAUUCCUCUUCUUCUCCAAAUGAUCUCUCAAUCUCAUUCUCAUCAUCUUCUUCUCACUCAAUCAUCUUCCUUCUCAUUCGUCUUCCUCCCAAAGCUCAUCACCAAACCUACUCACUCCCUCUCCUUUAACUCUCAGUCCUCAAUGUUCCCUUCUCUCUCUCUCCGUCCACCUAACCCCACCACCACCGCCGUCUCCGUCUCCGACAACAACCGUCUUCUCAGUUCCGAUCCAGUCCCUCCUCUCCGUAUCGCCAUUAUCGGGUUUGGCAACUACGGCCAAUUCCUCGCCGAAACCCUAAUUUCUCAAGGCCACAUUCUCUUCGCUCACUCCCGAUCCGAUCACUCCUCCGCCGCUCGUCGUCUCGGCGUCUCGUACUUACCCGAUCUUCACGAUCUUUGCGAACGUCACCCUGACGUUGUCUUACUCUGUACCUCGAUCCUCUCCAUAGAGAAUGUCCUCAAAACGUUGCCGUUUCAGAGACUCCGUCGGAGCACUCUCUUCGUUGAUGUUCUCUCUGUGAAAGAGUUUGCUAAGACUCUUCUCCUUCAAUACUUACCUGAAGAUUUCGAUAUCCUCUGUACGCAUCCAAUGUUUGGUCCUCAGAGUGUGAAUUCGAAUCACGGCUGGGGAGGUUUAAGGUUUGUGUAUGAUAAAGUCAGGAUUGGGGAAGAUGAAUUGAGAGUCUCAAGGUGUGAGAGUUUUCUUGGGAUUUUUGAGAGAGAAGGUUGUAAGAUGGUGGAGAUGAGUUGCGCUGAUCAUGAUAAGUUUGCUGCUGAGUCGCAGUUUAUAACGCAUACGCUUGGCAGGGUUUUGGGGAUGUUGAGUUUGCAGUCUACGCCCAUUAAUACUAAAGGGUAUGAGGCAUUGCUUGAUUUGACUGAGAAUACUUGUGGGGAUAGUUUUGAUCUGUACUAUGGGUUGUUUGUCUAUAAUAACAACUCCUUGGAGAUGCUUGAGAGGAUUGAUUUAGCUUUCGAGGCAUUGCGUAAGGAGCUUUUUAGUCGACUUCAUGGUGUUGUCAGGAAGCAGUCGUUUGAAGGUGAAGGUGAAACAAACAAAGUUCAUGUUUUUCCAAAUGGUUAUGAAACUGAUGCUUCUUUGGAUUCGAUGAGGUCAGAAGAUGUGUCUCUCAAGUAUGAAUAUAACCCCCAGCUCUCUGGCAGUGUUAAUGACGGUUCGAGGCUCAAGAUUGGUAUUAUCGGGUUUGGCAAUUUUGGACAGUUUUUAGCAAAAACAAUGGUCAAGCAGGGUCACACGGUGUUAGCCUAUUCUAGAACUAACUACACUGAUGAAGCUGCAAAGCUGGGUGUCUCGUAUUUUUCAGACCUUGAUGAUCUGUUUGAAGAGCAUCCGGAAGUUAUUCUUCUCUGUACGUCAAUCCUUUCCACUGAAAAAGUUCUCAAGUCACUCCCAUUUCAGAGACUGAAGAGAAGCACCCUCUUUGUGGAUGUGCUUUCCGUUAAAGAGUUCCCGAGGACUUUAUUUAUUCAAGUUCUCCCACAAGAUUUUGAUAUUUUGUGCACUCAUCCCAUGUUUGGACCAGAGAGUGGUAAAAAUGGAUGGAACCAUCUUUCCUUUGUGUUUGAUAAGGUUAGGAUCGGAACAGAUGAUAGAAGAAAAUCGAGGUGUGACAGUUUUCUUGAUACUUUUGCCCGUGAAGGGUGUUCUAUGGUGGAGAUGUCGUGUGCUGAUCAUGAUUGGCAUGCUGCUGGAUCACAGUUUAUCACACACACAGCGGGAAGGCUUCUGGAGAAGCUGAGCUUGGAAUCUACUCCUGUCGAUACCAAGGGUUAUGAGACAUUGCUAAAAUUGGUGGAGAAUACCGCUGGUGACAGCUUUGAUCUUUACUAUGGACUAUUUUUAUACAAUCCUAAUGCAAUGGAACAGCUUGAGAGGUUUCAUUUGGCUUUCGAAUCAUUGAAGAAACAGCUCUUUGGACGACUACAUUCUCAACAUUCUCAUGAGCUAGCUAUAUCGCCUUCGCUAGAGCUGACUAAGCUAUAAAAUAGCUUAAGUUAAUGUUCUCUCAGUCCUGCUCCUUGACUACUAAUUUUGUAAUCCCAUCUUCACGCAUUACUGUUCUACUCAGAAGAUGGUGCUUGGGAGAAAUUGUUGGUCUUUGAAAGGCUUUGGUGUAAGUUUCUUUCUUUUUUGUAGCUUUAUUUGAUCCUUUAGUGUGUCGUUUGUCCCCCAUACGGGCUUCACGGUCUCAACCGGUUAUCAAUGUUAAACAGAAAUAAAAUGCAAACAAAAUUUUGGGUUUCGAAA
Molecule: messenger RNA, 2339 nt
Organism: Camelina sativa (false flax)
Lineage: Eukaryota; Viridiplantae; Streptophyta; Magnoliopsida; Brassicales; Brassicaceae
Product: arogenate dehydrogenase 1, chloroplastic-like
Biological process (GO): L-tyrosine biosynthetic process
Molecular function (GO): arogenate dehydrogenase (NADP+) activity; NAD binding; prephenate dehydrogenase (NADP+) activity
Source: RefSeq, a predicted model, not a curated record